AUGCCUUCCCCACGCGUCAACCUCAGCGCUACCCCCUCCUCCUCCCGCGGCGAACUAGUCGCAAAACUCAAGUUCUUUUUCCAGGAGGCCUCCACACUCUCCCCCCACGAAUUCGACGCCUGGUUCCUCACUCUCACCGUCGAAGACCGCACAACUGUCCACGAUAUCCUCCAGCCGCUCCACCGAGACUGGCCUAGUCAAGUCGAAUACCCCAACGUUAUUGCGCUGGUGCACUGGUUGCGCAAGCACGGUGCUGAGUACCGGGCGGAGCGAGCUGCUGCCGUUGUGGAUGGUGUUGCAGAGGCUGGCAACAGUGUUACAGCGCCAGAGGAAGAUGGGUGUGAGAACUUGCGGAACAUGGAAGAGAAAGUUAGGGAAAUCGAGGAGUUUUUGAAGGAGGUGAUUGAACGUCUUGCUGGAGCUCCUCGGGAAGAAGUGGCAGCUGCACCUACCGUACCUGAGCCCGAACCUCCUGUUCCUGAACCGACAUGCCCCGGCCCUAUCGACGAGGAGCCGCAGCCGCAACCCAUUCAUCCCCGCCCAGAGCCUGUCGCUGGAAUGGAUGUCCUGGCCGUUCUCGUCAUGGUCUUGGCUCCGGCAUGCUUGGUACGUCUCCUGAUGAUCUUGUUCCUGUUCUCGGUUCUACGACAGGCCUCUAAUGGUAUGCGACGUCUCUAG
Messenger RNA from Alternaria hordeiaustralica, 678 nucleotides. RefSeq lists its product as uncharacterized. The transcript has a single exon. Lineage: Eukaryota; Fungi; Ascomycota; Dothideomycetes; Pleosporales; Pleosporaceae. The record is from RefSeq and is a predicted model, not a curated record. The coding region runs from base 1 to 678 and encodes 225 amino acids.